Molecule: messenger RNA, 673 nt
Organism: Acanthochromis polyacanthus (spiny chromis)
Lineage: Eukaryota; Metazoa; Chordata; Actinopteri; Pomacentridae
Gene: morn5
Product: MORN repeat containing 5
Exons: 5
Coding region: 93-650 (185 amino acids)
Source: RefSeq, a predicted model, not a curated record
UCAACGGUUGUGUUGUCUUGUUUAGUCGCUGCUGGUUUGUAUGUGGUGUUCUUUUACUAAAGCGACAAGGGCGCCAGCAAGUCAGUAUUUCAAUGGAGCUAAUAGGAAGCAGCUAUAAAGGAGAUACGAAAAAUGGCAGGAUGGAAGGUGUGGGAGAGUACACCUUCCCCACAGAUACUAAGUAUGUAGGAGAGACGAAAGAUGGGAUGUUCCAUGGCAAAGGAGUGCUGCACUUCCCAAAUGGAAGUAAAUAUGAAGCCGAAUGGGAGAACGGCAUCGCCAAACAGGGGUCAUUCACAUUUGCUGAUGGUCUGCAGUAUCAGGAGAAGGACUGGGACUAUUGUGAUGGUUACAACAGGCGCUUCUACAGUGAGCGGUGCAACGGGCUCAGACCGGCAGGAGAAUCUCAGGUGUCUGAUAUUCAUCCUCCACGAGUCAUUCCUGAUGGAUGUUAUGACUGUGGAGACGGUUUCUAUGACCCCAAUACAAGAGUCGUCACUUCCUACGCCGGCAGAUUCCUCAGGAAUGCAGAUGACUGUGAACAUGAGUGGAUUGUGCGGACUUGUCUAAAGGCCUGGGAUGAGUCUGUUGGUGUCGAUCCUGAAAAAUCUGUUGUAACCAGAUCUGAAGAAGGAAGCAUUACAAAAUAAACUGCACGUUUACUAUGACAAAA